Messenger RNA from Scleropages formosus (Asian bonytongue), 1678 nucleotides. Its product is annotated as torsin-1A-interacting protein 2-like. Bases 230 to 1630 code for a protein of 466 amino acids. The record is from RefSeq and is a predicted model, not a curated record. Gene Ontology annotation, biological process: membrane organization. Gene Ontology annotation, cellular component: membrane. Gene Ontology annotation, molecular function: ATPase activator activity. The transcript has 9 exons. Lineage: Eukaryota; Metazoa; Chordata; Actinopteri; Osteoglossiformes; Osteoglossidae.
AAGUUAUAACGAUGCAGUUCCGCACUUGACGUCGUGACGUGUGGACGUGUUGGAGCUCGAAAAUACAAUGUCCGGAAGGUCGAACUCCAAACUUGAGGAAUUUACUAAAAGAUAUCGGCAGUAAAUAUUCGGUGAAAGACCCUCCUGCUUUUCCCAAACACACAAGUGGAUGGAUAUGCUGCAGCCUUAAAGCUCCUUUGUCAUCCCAAGGAUAACUCGCUCUAUCAAUAUGGACCACUGUAAAUCCAGUUCGGAUGAGCACAAAGAAACUGAAGACGCAGGAGAGAAUAAAGGUGGUGAAGAGCAUGAAGACGGACACAAGAAUGAUGCUCCUGAUGCUCAACAAAGGACAGAUGAAGCUGGGAUGCAGGAAGAUGGACACAAGAAUGAUGCUCCUGAUGCUCAACAAGGGACAGAUGAAGCUGGGAAGACUGAGGAUGGCAACAAGAUGAAUGUUGGUGAGGAUUUUACUGGUGGCCAGAAUUUCAGUGAAGCACAAGGAAACAAGGAUAUUGUCGCGUUGGCUUCUUGCAAGAGCAAUGCAAACGGAGAGCAGAGCUCUGAAAGUUACACUCAGAAGCCUGCUGAGGAAGAACUACAGUCCUGUGUCCCAACAGAAGAGACGUGUUAUGGGGAAGAGGCUAAAACAUUAUGCACCUUCACUGCAACAAAGGAAGAACACGUCGCUAAAACUGAAGUAAACGACAGAGACAGACAGCAGAAUAUCCUCCAAAGAGCCACUGAGGUGCCUCCAGAGCAAGAGCUGAGAUCCAAAGGGCAGACUGAGGGAGCCUCUAGUUUACAAGAUGUUACUGCUUUAUCUUCCAUCACUGAAGCAAAGGGAAAAGACAUCAAGAAAACUUUAUUCAAAUACUUGUGUUGGGUGAUUCCGGUCCUGGUGACUGUGGUAGCAAUCUUAUGUUCUCAUGGUGGAAGUCCACCUCCUCAGCCAAGUGAGCACAAAAGUGUUGACAUUUUCCAUAAAGAAAUUAAAAAAUUGGAAUUAUGCUUCCCAAGCCAGAGGGCAGAACUGUGGAAGAGGAGUAAAAUCCACCUAACAAAGCAUCUACAGGCUGUGCAGCCCAAGGAGCCAGCCAGCAUGAUCCUGACGUCAGGUCGCAGAGCUGAAAAGACCCUCCACUGCUUAGCCAUGCGCAUAGCAGAUGCCUUGUCCACCGCCAUCAAUACCACUGUCCUUCAAAUCGAUGGAGCCAGCAAGGCCUCGCUAGAUAGUGACACAGUCAAGCUGGACAUUGAUGAGAGGCUGAGGAGAGCAUUUGAAGGAAAGAAGGGCACAGCUGUCAUUCACCGGUUUGAGGAGCUUCCACCAGGAUCCACGCUCAUCUUCUAUAGAUAUUGUGACCAUGAAAAUGCUGCCUUUAAAGAUGCUUCGCUGAUCUUCACAGUCCUACUUGAGGAGAAGGAUGACGUGCAGAAUGACGCGAGUCUGAGUGACGUGGAGGAGAUGGUGCAAGAGCAUAUCCAAGACCGGUUUCUCUCCUCAGCCCAGCCUUCCACCUUUGAUAAGAUGGACAUGGAUAAGUUAGCUGGACUUUGGAGCCGGAUCUCGCACCUCAUCCUACCUGUCGCUGCUGAGGAGCGCAUUGAGCUUCAAGGUUGUAAGAUCUGAGGAGAGCAGCAAAUGGACCAUUCUGUAUUGAAAAGAUCCAUUUAACCU